CCUGCCACCCCCAUUUUCCAGAUGACGCGACUGAGGCCCAACCAGCUUUGUAGGAGGCGGAGUCUCCCCAGGGUCCCUCUCAGGCUGUCCUAGGGGAGGGGGCUCUGGGAGCCACGAGGCCCCUCCCUGCCUCUCUCCCCAUCUCCCGGCAAGCUCAGAGGGGCGGGGAGAGAGAGCCAGAGGAGGUGGAGAACUCCGGCAGCUCUGCAGAGGGGGGCAGGAGCUCCGGGGUUUGGUACCCCCAGCCCCACCGCUGUUGCCGCCGCUGCAGCGGGGACACAGGUGAGGACGGCCCUACGGGGAGGGGGAGGGCGCCACCAACAGUGCUGUCCUUGUCCUUCCCUGGUCCAGCCCCCAUGCCCUAGCCCACCCUGGGACAGUUCCCAGGGGUCCAGCCGGACCUUGUCCUUCCAGAGCCUCCUUCCAGGGACCCAGCCCCCUCCUCCUGCCUGCGCUGCCUUCUCCUCUCCCAGGCCUGGCUGUGGCUGUUUCUCCUCUUCCUCCUCCUCCUGCUGCCACUGCUGCUUCUGCCGUUGUCCAGCAUACACCGCCAGCCCCUCGGGGUGUGGUUUCCCCUGACCAGCCCCCAACGGUGGGACGCUGCCUGAUCGCUGCCUUCCCCUUGGGCCCCCUGCAAGGCCCAGCAGCCCCCCACCCUGGAGACACACCCAACUGCCUUUCGACACCCCAACCCGCUCUUCGGCCCAUUUUGAGAGGGACCCCCUCUUCCUCUUAGUCUUUUUCCAUCCUCUGGAUGCUCUGGGGCUGUGCUCAACUUCCUUCCAACUGAGCCCCAGCCCCAAGGGAUUCCCCAGGUCCCUUCUCUGUAGCACGGGAACUCUUGAGGGGGCGGGCCGGGCUUUCUCAGCCCACCCCACCCCCCAGACACCCUUCUCUCCUAGACAUUUCAGCCUCUGAAAAAUAACCCAGCCCCAUAUCUGCCCCUUUAGAUACCCCAUCUGGUUCUCCGGUCCUACUAGGGGGGCCCCCCUCCUUCCUUCCCCAGAACUCCUGUAGCCUGUGGCCACCCCACCCCCAGGCUACUCUUGGCAGCUCUAGGCACUCCCAAGACACCUCUCAGCCUCUUUACAACCUCCUGGCUCUCCAGCCACCCCUCAGAUGCACCAGCUCCUUUCCUAGAUCCACGAGGGGCCUCCAAACGCCCUUCUCUCCCCCCGCCCUGCGGAAGUCCUGAGAGUUUGGACAACCCUCCUUCCCUUCUCUCAGCCCCUCUAGAACCCCCUCCAGACACUCACAGCCUCUUGGAAACACCUCUGGUCCCAUUUCUACUCCUCUGGAUGCCCCAGUCCCCUCUCUGACCCCGCUAAGGGGCUCUAGUCCCUUCUUCCUGCCCUCAGAAUUGAGAGUGUGGCCAGCUCCUCGGUGCUUCUUGCUUCUAGACACCUCCAGACACCCCUCAGGGACAUGCUGAUCCCUCCCAGCAUCACUUCAGUCUCUCUAAACACUCCCUCUUCGUGGCACCUCUAGAUCCUUCGCGGCACCUCUAGCCGCCCCUUUCCUGCUCCUCUCCAUGUCUCCUUGCCCCUUCUCCCUCAAGACAUCCCCCAGGUCCCCCUGAGACCCUCUACAUGCCCACCAAGCCCUUGCCCACCUCUCUAGUCCCGCCUCCUGGUUCCUCUCGGCCUCUCUAGACGCCGCCCCCCCCCCCCCCCCCGUUUCCUUGUGCGAGUGGCCCAGGGCCUCUCCAAGCCCCCACCAUCCUGGAGACAGCCCCAUUCUCCUAAAGGCCACCCCCACCGCCAAGUGUCCGCAAGCCUGGGGCGCGGCAGGAUGGCGGCAGGCGUGGCCACGUGGCUGCCUUUUGCGCGGGCGGCCGCGGUGGGCUGGCUGCCCCUGGCCCAGCAGCCCCUGCCCCCGGCGCCGGGGGUGAAGGCAUCGCGAGGGGAUGAGGUUCUGGUGGUGAACGUGAGCGGCCGGCGCUUUGAGACCUGGAAGAACACGCUGGAUCGCUACCCAGACACCCUGCUGGGCAGUUCAGAGAAAGAAUUCUUCUAUGACGCAGACUCAGGAGAGUAUUUCUUUGAUCGGGACCCGGACAUGUUCCGGCACGUGCUGAACUUCUACCGCACGGGCCGACUGCACUGCCCGCGGCAGGAGUGCAUCCAGGCCUUCGACGAAGAGCUGGCUUUCUACGGCCUGGUGCCCGAGCUCGUGGGCGACUGCUGCCUCGAAGAGUACCGGGACCGCAAGAAGGAGAACGCCGAGCGCCUGGCGGAGGACGAGGAGGCCGAGCAGGCCGGGGACGGCCCGGCCCUGCCGGCCGGCAGCUCCCUGCGGCAGCGGCUCUGGCGGGCCUUCGAGAACCCCCACACGAGCACCGCGGCCCUGGUUUUCUACUAUGUCACCGGCUUUUUCAUCGCCGUGUCGGUCAUCGCCAACGUGGUGGAGACCAUUCCGUGCCGCGGCCCUGCGCGGCGGCCCCCGAGGGAGCAGCCCUGCGGCGAGCGCUUUCCGAUAGCCUUUUUCUGCACGGACACGGCCUGCGUGCUCAUAUUCACGGGGGAAUACCUCCUGCGGCUGUUCGCCGCCCCCAGCCGCUGCCGCUUCCUGCGGAGCGUGAUGAGCCUCAUCGACGUGGUGGCCAUUCUGCCCUACUACAUCGGACUCUUCGUGCCCAAGAACGAGGAUGUCUCGGGCGCCUUUGUCACCCUGCGCGUGUUCCGGGUGUUCCGCAUCUUCAAGUUCUCCAGGCACUCACAGGGCUUGAGGAUUCUGGGCUACACGCUCAAGAGCUGUGCCUCGGAGCUGGGUUUCCUCCUCUUUUCCCUUACCAUGGCCAUCAUCAUCUUCGCUACUGUCAUGUUUUAUGCCGAGAAGGGCACAAACAAGACCAACUUUACCAGCAUCCCCGCAGCCUUCUGGUAUACCAUUGUCACCAUGACCACACUUGGCUACGGAGACAUGGUGCCCAGCACCAUCGCUGGCAAGAUUUUCGGAUCCAUCUGCUCACUCAGUGGCGUCUUGGUCAUUGCCCUGCCUGUGCCAGUCAUCGUGUCCAACUUUAGCCGCAUCUACCACCAGAACCAGCGUGCUGACAAGCGCCGAGCGCAGCAGAAGGUGCGCUUGGCCAGGAUCCGGUUGGCAAAGAGUGGUACCACCAACGCCUUCCUGCAGUACAAGCAGAACGGGGGCCUUGAGGACAGUGGCAGUGGGGAGGAGCAGGCGCUGUGUCUCAGGAACCGUUCUGCUUUCGAGCAGCAACAUCACCACUUGCUGCACUGUCUAGAGAAGACCACGUGCCAUGAGUUCACGGACGAGCUAACUUUCAGCGAGGCCCUGGGCGCCGUCUCGCUGGGUGGCCGCACCAGCCGCAGCACCUCCGUGUCCUCCCAGGCCCUGGGGCCUGGUGGCCUGCUGUCCUCUUGCUGCCCCCGCAGGUCCAAGCGCCGUGCCAUCCGCCUGGCCAACUCCACGGCCUCGGUCAGCCGGGGCAGCAUGCAGGAGCUGGACACGCUGGCGGGGCUGCGGAGGAGCCCUGCCCCUCAGAGCCGCUCAAGCCUCAAUGCCAAGCCCCAUGACAGCCUUGACCUGAACUGCGACAGCCGGGACUUCGUGGCUGCCAUCAUCAGUAUCCCCACCCCUCCUGUCAACACCCCAGAUGAGAGCCAACCUUCCUCCCCUGGCGGUAGUGGCAGUGGGGCCGGCAGCACCCUCAGGAACUCCAGCCUGGGUACCCCUUGCCUUCUGCCCGAGACUGUCAAGAUCUCUUCCCUGUGAGGGGCGGGCCUGCCCAUCCCGAGGGCCCUCUCAAUUUUUGGGGACUCCUUUCCAAAGCCAUAUUUUGGGGGGGCAGAGAAGGGCAGGCCUGGGGACCCCUUCUGCACCUCCCCACACACACUGAGAACUAUGCAAUGGAGUUUCAUGGGUGGCCCCUGGUGGGAAUAUAGCUAGGGAAUGGGAAACUUCCCCCACCCCAGACAGGUUUCCUGGUGGGAGCUGAAGCGCUGGGCUUCCUCGGGCCCCCAGCCUCCUUGCCCCAACACACUGGGACUGGCCCCUCUACCCCAGCUGGCCCCCUGCAUGCUCCUCCCCUCUGGAGCUCUGGCCUGAGAAGGAGAGGUGAGCCUUCCUCUUCUCUCCGGCUGGGCUGUGGAGGUUUAGGGGUUCAGAGAAGAGAACCCUCACGUCUGAUCUGGGCCUCUAGAAGCAAUCCCACCCUCCACCAGCCCCAACAACUCCCAGAUUCCGAAGCUUGGAAUGCGAUCACAGGCUUCAUGGGCUGUGACCUCAGCAAUGACCUGCCACCCCUAGGCUUUGUCUCAGGGGUCAGGCUGCCUCUCCCAACAUACACAGAUAGCACAAACACCACCACCCCUUUCCCUAGCUGCUGGAAAUGGGUCCCCGCAACCCCGUCCUCCACUGGGCCCCCAGCAAACUCUUAGCAAUAGCAACUGCUGCCGUGACAUGAUGCAAAGCCUCUGCCCAGUUUGCUGCAGCAUUUCUAUCUGCCCUAGUCGUAAGGGCCGCCUCUGGAUGACUCCUCCUUCUCUCUUCUCUGGUUUGCUGCCUUCCUGGGUUGGGCUGGAGUCUGGACAAGCUGAGAUAAAAGCCUGGCAGCUAGCAAGAGCUGGGCUGUGUUUGGAGAUCAUGGGCUGAUUCCAUGUUCUUGGGCAGGAGUCCAAAAGCAGAAGGGGCUGAGGACCUGGGUUGUUCCUGAACUCUGGGAGCUAUAGGAGGCAGGAGGACCUUUCUUACUCUCCUCCUCCUCCCCGACAAUGCCUUUUCACAUAUUCCUCUUUUUUCUCCCUCUCGGGUCACCUUCCAGAACUCCGUGUCUGCUCUCAGGCUGAAAUGUGACAUCAUCUCAGGUUCCCUGUCCCCAGCACUGUCCCUGUGGAGCUGGAGGCUGACAAAGAUGUAGUUUCCAUCCGUCAAUAAAACCUGAAAGGAGAGAGAAGGAUGAA
Phacochoerus africanus (Common warthog) is the source of this 4925-nucleotide messenger RNA. RefSeq names its product potassium voltage-gated channel subfamily D member 1 (gene KCND1). NCBI's taxonomy places the organism in Eukaryota, Metazoa, Chordata, Mammalia, Artiodactyla, Suidae. Gene Ontology annotation, cellular component: voltage-gated potassium channel complex; membrane. The coding region runs from base 1792 to 3738 and encodes 648 amino acids. The transcript is spliced from 6 exons. The record is from RefSeq and is a predicted model, not a curated record. Gene Ontology annotation, biological process: protein homooligomerization; potassium ion transmembrane transport. Gene Ontology annotation, molecular function: protein binding; A-type (transient outward) potassium channel activity.